AGCCCGGGAAAGGCGGAGGCGCGCCCCUGCUCUGGGAACGGCGAGUCCCCGUUGCGACGCGCGCUGUGUCUCUGGGAACAGUAAUCCCGCCACUCCGGGCAUGCGGCGGCGCUGAGAGCCUGCCGGCCCGCGGAUCCAACAACUCUAGCGAGUCUCUUCCCCGGUUGUCCGAGAAGGCGGACUGAUCGCUGGGCAGGAUGACCAACCCCGCGGCCACGCAGAACAAGGAAAUAGACUGUCUGAGCCCAGAAGCUCAGAGACUGGCGGAAGCAAGGCUGGCGGCGAAGCGCGCGGCCCGUGCCGAGGCUCGGGAGAUCCGAAUGAAGGAGCUGGAGCGGCAGCAGAAAGAGCCCUCGGAGCACGGCGGCCACCUCAACUCCAGCUCCCGAGCCUCGUCCAGAGCCAGCUCAGCACGGGCCAGCCCAGUGGUUGAAGAGAGACCAGAAAAAGAGUUCACCGAGAAGGGCUCGCGCGGCCUGCCCGGCCUGUCUGCAGCCACCCUGGCCUCCCUCGGCGGGACCUCCUCUCGAAGGGGAAGUGGGGACACCUCCAUCUCUGUGGACACCGAGGCCUCCAUUAGGGAAAUCAAGGACUCACUAGCAGAAGUGGAAGAGAAGUAUAAGAAGGCUAUGGUUUCCAACGCUCAGCUGGACAAUGAAAAGACGAACUUCCUGUACCAGGUUGAUACCCUAAAGGACAUGUUGCUAGAGCUUGAAGAGCAGCUGGCUGAGUCCAGACGGCAGUAUGAUGAGAAAAACAAAGAGUUUGAGAGGGAGAAGCACGCCCACAGCAUCCUGCAGUUCCAGUUUGCCGAAGUGAAGGAGGCCUUGAAGCAGCGGGAAGAAUUGCUGGAGAAACAUGGAAUAGUCCUAAAUUCAGAGCCAGCCACCAACGGAGAGACUUCAGACACUCUAAAUAACGUCGGACACCAAGUUCCUUCCAAGCUAACGAAAGAAGAAUUAAACGCCCUCAAGACGGCGGGGGACGGGACGCUAGGAAGAGCCAGUGAAGUGGAGGUGCAAAGUGAAAUUGUGGAGAAUGUGGGGAAAAAAGAAAUCUUGCAGAAUACUGAGCGAGAGCGGCACAAGGAGGACCCAGCCCAGGAGUGUGUGGACACAGAGGUGUUCCGCCCUGGUGAAAAUGCCGAGGACCAGAAGGCCUCUGAAGAUGGUGCCCCCUCCCCGGGAGCAUUAAUAGAUGCUACGAAUGAGGAGCAGGCUCAGAACCAAAUUCUAGAGAAUGCUUCCCUCCUCGAAAAUACAGAGCAGGUUGAGUCUGAUGAGGUCAGAAACACACCAGGCGAUAGGACUAGGGCUUCCCUUGAGCAGUCCAAAUGUUUGCAUGUGUUAGAUGGCGAAACCCCAGGUCCUGGGACUGGGCAGGACAGUUACGAUGCCUUGGAUAUCAAAAACCACAGCAAAGAAUCUGCAGAAAACCAGGAGGACUUGAAUGCCAACUUGGGAGAGGGUAGCACAAAGCUGUGUGCAGAAUCCAAUUGCCUGCAACCAUCUGAAGCCGGAGGGCUGGGCAGCGCACACACAGGGCAGCAAGACAGGAGCCCCACAGAGGGUGUGGUGGAAGCAGGGCUAAUGGGGCCUGGGGAGCAGGUGAGCACAGAAGCCUCUGGCCUUCCAACAUCCAGCCAUGACAACAUGAGUUUUGAUGAACAGCGUGCCACAGAAGCCCCCACGGAGCUGGACGCAAGCACUGGGCGGGAUCUAGACAAAGAGUUCUCUGAGCAGGAAGCCACUGAGCCCCAGGAGCUCCCAGGUCAGAGCACAGCAGUAGAUGGGGAGCAUGACAAAAAGGAGGAUGGGGAAAGAGGGUUGAGGGACGAGGAACCAACACAGACAGAAUUGCAGAACGUUCCUUAUUGUCCAGAGGCUGGAAGCAGUCCUCAGGAAGCAACAGGUCUGGCUGUGGCAGAUGCGGAAAGUGAGCCCCUAGAUAGGAAAGACACUGAGGAAGAAAGGAAUGACCAACAGGGAGAGGCACUAGAUUCAUCACAGAGGAAGACAAAGAACAAGAAGAAGAAAAAUAAGAAGAAAAAAACAACAGCACCUGUAGAAACCCUUAAUGAGGUUGAGAAACAGUUAACAUUUCAGGACUCAGAUUUAAGCGAGGUGAAGAAAGAUGAGCCCAUAGCUCUUACUGACAGAAAACCAGUCAUGGAAGCACCAGACGAGGUGACUGAAAGUCCAGAAGAGGAAAGCGUAGCAGGAAGCAGUGAAAACCCUGAUUGUCCAGAAAAUCCUAAAAUUGAGUUGGAUGAAACACUUAACCAAGAAGACAAUGAUGUAAACACUAAGCAAGGGAAAGAGACAGCUGAUGGCGACACAUCAGCUUUGGGGGAUGACACAACCCCUUCAUCAGGCACAAGCGCCAGAGAUAAGGAGCUAGAGGAAGCCAUGAUCAAAGACAGCACUAAGGAUGAUGGCAGGGGUCCUCCAGAACCAAUGAGCAACACCCUGCUGGAGGGUGAGGGUCCCUUCAAGGACAGUGAAGAUGCCCCUCAAACGGGAAGUACAGAGCAGCAUGAGAUGGCAGAGGGGCCCAGUCAGAGAGUCAAGAAGGUUGCAGAAAACGAUGACUUGGCACCCAACAUGGAGCUGGGUGCCUGCACUUCAGAAGGCAAGGAUGAGCUGAGAGGCGAAAGCGAGAAGGGCAGAAGCAAGGAAGACUGUACCAUGUCGUAAAUGGGCAAAGGCCAAGAUUGCACAGGAAGCCCAGUGGUCAGGGGCUUGUCUGCUGCCCCCCUGGGUGAGGUUCCUAAAACGUUCCACAUGGAGAUAGAUGCACCAUAGGACAGUCAACCACCAAGCUAUCCAACACAUUGAGUUACAGACUGUUACUUGUAGCUGUAUUCUUCCUCAUUAAGGUUAUCACCCCGAUUAGAAAGAAAGAUACAUCUGUAAUCAGUAGGAGUCCUAACUGAGAGCAUUCCUGCCGUGUCAGACCAUGGUACACACUGCGCGUUUCUGCAUACAAUCCAAAUGAAGCUAUCUAACAUUUGCCUUGGGCUGAUACUC
This is a messenger RNA of Enhydra lutris kenyoni (northern sea otter), 3029 nucleotides long. RefSeq names its product LRR binding FLII interacting protein 1. The transcript is spliced from 9 exons. Gene Ontology annotation, biological process: regulation of transcription by RNA polymerase II. Gene Ontology annotation, molecular function: RNA polymerase II cis-regulatory region sequence-specific DNA binding; DNA-binding transcription factor activity, RNA polymerase II-specific. The coding region runs from base 198 to 2696 and encodes 832 amino acids. NCBI's taxonomy places the organism in Eukaryota, Metazoa, Chordata, Mammalia, Carnivora, Mustelidae. The record is from RefSeq and is a predicted model, not a curated record.